Messenger RNA from Cucurbitaria berberidis CBS 394.84, 1281 nucleotides. Its product is annotated as O-methyltransferase. The transcript is spliced from 4 exons. Lineage: Eukaryota; Fungi; Ascomycota; Dothideomycetes; Pleosporales; Cucurbitariaceae. The record is from RefSeq and is a predicted model, not a curated record. Gene Ontology annotation, molecular function: O-methyltransferase activity. The coding region runs from base 1 to 1281 and encodes 426 amino acids.
AUGUCCGAAACUAACACCUCCAGCCUACUACAGCUCGUCGCUCAAAUUAAACAACAAACUGAAGAGAUUGAGAAGCAAUUACAACUCAGCGGCUAUCCCGAGCCUACUUUCGAGAACAACUUCAUCGAGCGUCCCGAUAGCCCAGAAUACGCGGCGGCACGUGCAUCCCUUAACGAUGCAGCUAAUGACUUGCUCAUGCUCGUCAAUGGGCCUAAAGCACACUUUCGGUCGCUAUUCUGCUACCAGCACGACUUAGCCGCCUUUCAGAUAGCUUUCGACCACGACUUCUUCAACAAGAUCCCGUUGACAGGCGAGAUUACGAUCCCCCAGCUUGCGGAAAGAGUCAAUUUCGACGAGGACCGUGUCGCAAGGGUCAUCAGAUUUCUCACCACGCACCGAGUGUUUACGGAAAAAGAACCUGGGGUGUUCGCGCAUACCACACACUCGGCAAUCUUUGCUAAAGACCCCGAGAUCUACGCUGCAGCGCACUACCAAUUGGAUGAAUUCUUCAAGGCAGCCGCUGAGGCAAGCGCAGCCACCCGCAUGAAUCCAUAUCAGUCUGACCACCUCCACUCGGCCUUCAAGGUGCGCUUUGGGGUCCCUCUGUUCCAGUACUACCAGCAAAAUCCCCAAUUGGCCGCGCGAUUUGGGCGUGCCCUUGCAGUUGAUCGACAGGUCCAUGAGCUGAAGGAUGGAUUCGCGUGGGAUUCGUUCCGAGGGGGAAAAAUUGUGGAUAUCGGCGGUGCUAGUGGGCAUGCUAGCAUUUGGCUGGCUCGAAUAUACCCGCACCUGAAGUUUAUCGUGCAAGACGGCUCGGAGGACCUCCUUGCGCAGGGCAAAGCCCAGAACCUCAGCGAUCUUGACGGCCGUGUCACCUUCAUGGAGCAUGAUUUCUUCGACCCUCAGCCGGAGCUGAACGCUGGCGCGUACUUCAUUCGGCAAGUGGUGCACAAUUGGAACGACGCUGACUGCGUUCGAAUAUUGCGGAACAUUGUCCCCGCACUAGAGAAGUGCGCACCAAAAACACCGCUGCUUAUCAACGAAAUGAUUUUACCUGAACCCGGUACGAGGAGCCGAUACGAAGAGCACUCGUUGAGACAGGUCGAUAUGCUAGUCAUGGUGUCCUUGGGGGCGAAGCAGCGCACGCUAAAAGAGUUCCAGCGACUAUUGCACGACGCUGAUCCAAGACUGCAGAUUGUACGAGUCUACGGAAACGGGAGCAUGGGUCUGUUGGAAGUGCAUUUGGUCUCGGGUAGUGGUACUGUAGCAGGUCUCGAUUAG